This is a messenger RNA of Gavia stellata (red-throated loon), 726 nucleotides long. RefSeq names its product ladybird homeobox 2 (gene LBX2). Gene Ontology annotation, molecular function: DNA binding; DNA-binding transcription factor activity, RNA polymerase II-specific. Bases 1 to 726 code for a protein of 241 amino acids. Lineage: Eukaryota; Metazoa; Chordata; Aves; Gaviiformes; Gaviidae. Gene Ontology annotation, biological process: regulation of DNA-templated transcription. The record is from RefSeq and is a predicted model, not a curated record. The transcript has 2 exons.
AUGACCUCGGCGCGGGAGGCGGCCGGGUCCCCCCCGCUGCACCCCCCGGGCGGCGGCCGCCGGCGGAGCGCCCUGGACCAGCUCCCGCCGCCCGCCAACUCCAACAAGCCGCUGACCCCCUUCGGCAUCGAGGACAUCUUGGGGCGGCCCCGCGGCGGGAGCCCCCCCGGGCCCGGGCCCGCCGCGCCCCCCGCCCGGCUGCCCGAGAAGGCGGCGGGGCCCCGCGGCGGCGGCUGCGCCCCGUCCUCGCCGCUCUGCGCGCUGGAGGAGCUCGCCAGCAAAACCUUCCAGGGGCUGGAGCUGGGCGUGCUGCAGGCGGCCGAAGGUCGGGAGCCGCUGGGCGCCCUGGGGCAGCGCCCGGCCUGCAAGAAGCGGCGCAAAUCGCGGACGGCCUUCACCAACCAGCAGAUCUUCGAGCUGGAGCAGCGGUUCCUGCGGCAGAAGUACCUCUCCCCGGCGGACCGGGACCAGCUGGCGGCGCGGCUGGCGCUCAGCACGGCCCAGGUCAUCACCUGGUUCCAGAACCGCCGCGCCAAGCUCAAGCGGGACCUGGAGGAGCUGCGGGCCGACGUGGCCUCGCUGCAGGCGCUGCCCCCCGCCGCCCUCCAGCAGCUGACGGCGCUGCCCGACCCCCCGCGCCCCCCCGGGCCCGGCCCCGGCCCCGGCCCCGCGCCGCCGCCCGCCGCCGCCGAGCUCUCGGAGGAGGAGAUCGACGUGGGGGACUGA